Molecule: messenger RNA, 871 nt
Organism: Argiope bruennichi
Lineage: Eukaryota; Metazoa; Arthropoda; Arachnida; Araneae; Araneidae
Product: histidine-rich protein PFHRP-II-like
Exons: 4
Coding region: 54-713 (219 amino acids)
Source: RefSeq, a predicted model, not a curated record
CCCUCCGAGUGCAGAGCACAGCUCACUCAAGCAACUCCGCAUCCAUAGCCAAGAUGAAAGUGUUUUUCGCCAUCGUCACUCUUUUGGCCAUAGCCCUGGCUGAAGACAUGGAGACGGCUGAGUCCUACCCAGUGGCCACUUACCAUCAGGGUCCAGCAGUCGCUGCCUCAUCUGCCGGUCACGCCUACGGAGCUCACGGUGCCCACAGCCGAGGAUACGGAGCCCACGGAGCCUCUCACUAUGGCGACCACGGACGCUACGCCGACAGGGCCCAUGCCGCCCACGGCCACCACAACAUCGGAGGUCACCGAGCCUACGACGCCCACGGAGCUCAGGGUUCCAACUAUGGAAGAUACAGGAAUGUCGGAGCUUACGCUCAAGAUAAGGGAACUGGUUACGAGAAAGCUUACGCUUACGACAAGAAUGCCGGCCACCACGCCAUCACCGCUGACCACGGAGCCCAGGCUUCUAACUACGGAGUUCGGGACAGAAGUGCGCAUCACAAUGUAGGAGCCUAUGGAGCCGCUGGACACGCCAGAUAUGGAGCUCAUGAUAGAUAUGGCGCCCAAGCUUACGGAGUCAACGCUCACGACAAUGGCGCUUACGGCCGAUAUGGAGCUGGAUACGCCCAGAUGGUCCACCACGCCCCUGCAACCUACCACAGCUACAGCGCCCCCGCCGCCCACUACAGCGCUCCUGCCGCUCACUACUAAAUUUUAGGGACAUUUUCUGAUGCUCAGGAAGUGAAUCGAUGCCAGAUCCCAGAAAAAUGCAUCACUCGAGUGAAUACUGAAGGAUCACUUAUUUAUUAUCUUCGUUUUUCGUUUCUGUGUAAUGUACUAGAAAACAAAUAAAAGAAUUUGCACGUCUA